CAAGCCAGUUAUGAAAGUGUGUGAAAGUGGUACCUUUUCUCAAUUAAAGGUAGACGAAAGGAGUUAUUACCUUUUCUGUCAAAAAGGGUACGGGAUUGGAUCUCGAGGCGGAGUCUCCCCAUGUAGAACUUUGUAGAGUUGAUUCAGCACCUAGUGGCUCUAGGAGCCUUUAAAGAGAAGUCUUUUUAUUUAGGCUAGGGCUGCAAUUUUUACUUUAUAUAGACCCAAAUGAUGAGGAAGCCCAGCAAAACAAAGCAUAUUAUGAAAGCAGACUAAGUAUGAUGGAAGAAGGAGAACAUCUUGAAGAAGCAGAAGAGGAAGCACAUGAAGAAGAGACGUCUGAAGAAACUGACAAGCCUAAACCAAAACAGGAAUUUAUCUUACAUUACGAGCGACUUUGCAGGGGCGAGUCCAAUAGGAGUCAAUCUGAACUGGAUAAGUUAACAUGUUAUUACUACAACAAGCAUCCGUUGCUUGCCAUCAAGCCAGUCAAAAUUGAAAUAGCGAGUCUUAAUCCUCACAUAUAUCUCCUACACGACAUUAUCAGGGAUGAAGACAUUGAAUUUAUCAAAGACCUCGCAGCUCCUAGACUUGAAAGAGCCACUGUCACCAACAGGAACACGGGAAAUCUGGAAUUUGCAGAUUAUAGAAUUAGUAAGAGUGGCUGGCUAGAUGAUGAAGAAGGAGAACCCAUCAUGCGAUUAAAUCGAAGGUUGGAAGCCAUUACAGGUCUGUCUACUGCCAGUCGCCACACUGAAGCGCUACAGGUUGUUAAUUACGGUAUUGCCGGUCACUACGAACCCCACGUGGAUCACGCUAGGUCCGAAAAAUCAGCUAUCUUCCAGAUGGGCAUGCGCAAUAGGAUUGCCACAGUGUUGAUAUACGUAAGUGGACUUUUGCUGCUUCUUGUUCUUGAUGUUUACUUGCUUCAGGCUGUUUUGCAAAUGAGAGCUGUGUUUGCCCUUAAAGGGGCUUAA
Molecule: messenger RNA, 977 nt
Organism: Orbicella faveolata
Lineage: Eukaryota; Metazoa; Cnidaria; Anthozoa; Scleractinia; Merulinidae
Product: prolyl 4-hydroxylase subunit alpha-1-like
Biological process (GO): peptidyl-proline hydroxylation to 4-hydroxy-L-proline
Cellular component (GO): endoplasmic reticulum
Molecular function (GO): protein binding; L-ascorbic acid binding; iron ion binding
Source: RefSeq, a predicted model, not a curated record